This is a messenger RNA of Trichoderma asperellum CBS 433.97, 881 nucleotides long. RefSeq lists its product as uncharacterized. Gene Ontology annotation, biological process: post-translational protein targeting to endoplasmic reticulum membrane. Gene Ontology annotation, cellular component: TRC complex. The record is from RefSeq and is a predicted model, not a curated record. NCBI's taxonomy places the organism in Eukaryota, Fungi, Ascomycota, Sordariomycetes, Hypocreales, Hypocreaceae.
UUUCUUUCUUUGAGUCCUAUUGCACUUAUCACUUUUGUUUUCUCUCUUAAUAUUUCACAUACAUACCAAUUAAAAAGUCACAAUGGCUCAGAAGGUUUGGCGACGCAACUUUGCGGCUGGAUUCGGCCUUGAGAAGGCCCUGGAGGCAGCUCGCAGCUCCAGCGCUCCAGUUGCUAUUCAGUCUCCUCCCGCCGGAAGCUCCCCUGAAGAGCUUCAAGCUUUGACCGACGCAGAUGUCGGUGGCCAGGGCUUCACUCUCUCUUCCUUCACAGCCGACGACGCCGCAGAGCUAGGAAACCUCCUCUACGCGCGCCUCCUCCCCUUUGCCAAGGCAGGCCGCUCAACUCUCAUCUCCAUCAGCAACGGCGCCGGUACUCAGACUCUCUACCAGGUCGCCACCGGUCCCGGCGUCACUCCCGACAACGAGAGCUGGGUGAAGCGCAAGAGGACCGCUGUGCUGCGGUUUGGCGUGAGCUCGUGGUUCUUGGGACAGAAGCACGCGGGCAACGAGGCGGCGUUUGCGGCAAAGUUUGGUCUGGGGCCGAGUGAGGCGGGGGAGUAUGCGAUUCAUGGAGGGGCGAUUCCUAUUCGUGUGGAGGGCGUGGAUGGGGUUGUUGGGGUUGUGAUUGUGAGUGGGCUGAAGCAGCAUGAGGAUCAUGGUGUGAUUGCGGAGGUGAUUCGGGAGAAUUGGGCGUGAAGAAAUGUAAUGAUGAAUGAGCUGUGAUUGUGUUUGUUGUACUUGACGAAGAACUUAUGAAAUAUCCAAGAUUAAUCAUCUUUCAGACUUAUACUCAGGAGUCUUUGGUGGAAUCAUUGUGCUAAUAGUGCAGUUUGUAAGGGAGUUGUGUAUAUAUGUGAAAUUCAAGAUUGAGAUGCCAGAG